AAACAUAUCUUUCCGAUAAUGUCAGCAUAAGUUUUUUUCGAAUGAGCAUUUUUGUGAAAACAGCUGCUUCAAAGGAAACCAAGGGAUAGAUACCAUAUGGUGAUACAAUUUGUAGUCUUCGUUUGUGCAUUUUAUGGAAUGAUACUUUGAAAUGGGUAUGAUUCUGCAAAUUUUCAUUUACAACAUUUGAUUACUGGAUAGCAUGAAGAUGAGUGGUUCUACCAUGAACCAACAGAGACCAGCUAGUUUUGCCAUAAGUGACAUUCUGGAGCUCGAUCGAAAUGUUCCUAAUUCUUAUGAUAAUUCAGCACCAGAAAACUCUUUGUUCACUAACUCAGCGCCUGACAUCAACCCUUACACAACUCUGAACAGGCACUGGUCUACUGUCACAGAACCACUCAGCAUUACCAACCACCUACCUCUACCAAAUGCCUCACAACUGAGUCCUGACAGCACAAGUCCUUCAAUAUCAGACCGUUCUAGUGUGGAUCCUUCUGUUCAAGAUCAUAGUUCCAGUACUAUCGAUCCCACAGCAACAUCAGCAGAUGAAAGAGAUGACGAUGAAGAUUGCUUAGAAGACGACAAGGACGCAUCGGAUCACACAAAUUCCAACUCAGCCAAUCAAAAAAAGAGGAAACGCAGAGUGCUGUUUUCCAAAGCCCAAACCUACGAAUUGGAGAGGAGAUUUAGACAACAAAGAUAUCUUUCGGCUCCUGAGAGAGAACAUUUGGCUUCGAUAAUCAGAUUGACACCUACCCAAGUUAAAAUUUGGUUCCAAAAUCACAGAUAUAAGACCAAACGUGCCCAGCAUGAAAAAGGCUUGCAUGACCAAGGAUCCAGCACAGGUUUACCCUCGCCGAGAAGGGUAGCAGUACCAGUUCUAGUGAGAGACGGUAAACCAUGCGUUGGUGGUCCACCAAAAUCAGAUAAUUUAAUGCCUCCUACUAACAUCAUGAUGGGAGCUCAUCCCCACCACCUUAUGUACAACCAAUCCAGAAUUUGGUGGUAAUACCUACGACAAGGAAUAAUCUAUUGUUAGUAGCUGGAAAAUCCUGAAAUGAAUGUACAACAGCAUCAGCAGCUGUUGGUGUCAUUCAUUUCGAAACGCAGAUUUUGACGCAGAUUUCUUCGCAGAUUCGUUUUAUGAGUUUGGAAUGAAAUAUUUAUUGUGAGAAUUGUAAAUAUCGAAACUUGUUAGGACAUGUAUAAAUGUGUAAAUAGAUUUUAGAAUGUGAUUUUGUAGGUAGCGUUGGAACGGACUCCGACUAAAGCACAUUUGUUGGUUUUGUAGUGGUGAACCACAGACUAGUCAAUUUUAUAUUAUAAAUGAUGUGAUAGAGUUAAUAUAAAAUAUAUAAUUAUAUAUAUACUCCAUGAUUAAAA
Molecule: messenger RNA, 1383 nt
Organism: Harmonia axyridis
Lineage: Eukaryota; Metazoa; Arthropoda; Insecta; Coleoptera; Coccinellidae
Product: homeobox protein XENK-2-like
Exons: 4
Coding region: 203-1009 (268 amino acids)
Biological process (GO): cell differentiation; regulation of transcription by RNA polymerase II
Cellular component (GO): nucleus
Molecular function (GO): RNA polymerase II cis-regulatory region sequence-specific DNA binding; DNA-binding transcription factor activity, RNA polymerase II-specific
Source: RefSeq, a predicted model, not a curated record